Molecule: messenger RNA, 1790 nt
Organism: Alexandromys fortis (reed vole)
Lineage: Eukaryota; Metazoa; Chordata; Mammalia; Rodentia; Cricetidae
Product: stromelysin-1-like
Biological process (GO): collagen catabolic process; proteolysis; extracellular matrix organization
Cellular component (GO): extracellular matrix
Molecular function (GO): metalloendopeptidase activity; zinc ion binding
Source: RefSeq, a predicted model, not a curated record
AAGUCGGGCUCAGGAGGGUGGACAUAGGAGAAGGUAGAACACAGCGAAGGCAGCUCAGAGCCAGGGGAAGCCGUGGAAAUGAAGAGUCUCCUAGUCCUGCUGUGGCUGUGUGUGGCAGUUGGCUGGUCCUAUCCGUUGCACAGUAGCGCCGACUCCGACAUGGAGUUUCUUCAGAAAUACUUAGAAAACUACUACGGCCUUGCAAAAGAUGCGAAGCUGUUCAUGAAGCAAAAGGACAGUAGUCCUGUUGUCAAAAAAAUCCAAGAAAUGCAGAAGUUCCUCGGGCUGGAGAUGACAGGGAAGCUGGACUCCAACACGAUGGAUGUGAUGCUCAAGCCCAGAUGUGGCGUCCCCGACGUUGGUGGCUUCACUACCUUUCCAGGUUCGCCAAAGUGGAGGAAAAACCACCUCACCUACAGGGUUGAAAAUUACACACCGGAUUUACCGAGAGAGAGUGUGGAUUCUGCCAUUGAGAAAGCGUUGAAAGUCUGGGAGGCUGUGACCCCGCUCAGGUUCUCCAGGCUCUCUGAAGGAGAGGCGGACAUCAUGAUCUCCUUCGCAGCUGGAGAACAUGGAGACUUCAUUCCUUUUGAUGGGCCUGGAGGAGUCUUGGCUCAUGCGUAUGCCCCUGGGCUGGGGAUUAACGGGGAUGCUCACUUUGAUGAUGAUGAACAAUGGACAGAGGACACCACAGGUACCAACUUAUUCCUGGUUGCAGCUCAUGAACUUGGUCAUUCCUUGGGUCUCUUUCACUCAGACAAAACUGAAGCGUUGAUGUACCCAGUCUACAAGUCCUCCACAGACCUGGCCCGCUUUCGCCUCUCUCAAGAUGAUGUGGAUGGCAUUCAGUCCCUCUACGGACCUCCCCCAGCAUCCCCUGAUGUUCCCGUGGUACCCUCCAAGCCUAAUACUCCGGAACCUGAGUUAUCACUGAUGUGCAGCCGAUUGUCCUUUGAUGCAGUCAGCACCCUUCGGGGAGAAUUCUUGUUUUUUAAAGACAGGCAUUUUUGGCGAAAAUCUUUGAGGACCCCCGAACCUGGUUUUUAUUUGAUCUCUUCAUUUUGGCCAUCCCUUCCUUCCAGCAUGGAUGCUGCCUAUGAGGUUACUAGCAGAGACACUGUCUUCGUUUUUAAAGGAACUCAGUUCUGGGCAGUCCGAGGGCACGAGGAGCAAGCAGGUUACCCUAAAAGCAUCCACGCUCUCGGCUUCCCUCCUAUAGUCAGGAAGAUUGACGCCGCUGUGAGUGCUAAGGAGACGAAGAAGACCUACUUCUUUGUGGGCGACCAAUACUGGAGAUUUGAUGAGAAGAAGCGAUCCAUGGAGCCCGGAUUUCCCAGGAAGAUAGCCAAGGACUUCCCAGGCAUUGACUCAAAGGUGGAUGCGGUCUUUGAAGCAUUCGGGUUUUUCUAUUUCUUCAGUGGAUCUUCACAGUUGGAGUUUGACCCAAAUGCAAAGAAAGUGACCCACGUGUUGAAGAGUAACAGUUGGUUCAACUGUUAGAAGAGAUUCGAGGAUAUUUUAUCUGGCAUAUUUUAUCUGAAGUUGACAGUUUUCCGUCCGAGUCUUUGUGAACUGAAGAAGUUUGUUUCUCCCAGUAUGUGCUAUGACAGACCCAGAUGGAAACUGUGGGUCUCCCCAGCCAGACUCACGUGGUCACAGGACAUCCAGAAGCACCCUUAGCAUGUCUGUUACCUGGAGAAGAUGGGGUCAGUCCUGGGCAACAAAUAAGCGACUACAUUUAUGUAGAUUAUUUGUUUUAUCUAAUAAAAAUUGAUGUAUCAUUUAUUUAA